This is a messenger RNA of Oncorhynchus tshawytscha (Chinook salmon), 2520 nucleotides long. RefSeq lists its product as uncharacterized. The record is from RefSeq and is a predicted model, not a curated record. Gene Ontology annotation, cellular component: membrane. Gene Ontology annotation, molecular function: magnesium ion transmembrane transporter activity. Bases 447 to 1559 code for a protein of 370 amino acids. The transcript has 6 exons. Gene Ontology annotation, biological process: magnesium ion transport. NCBI's taxonomy places the organism in Eukaryota, Metazoa, Chordata, Actinopteri, Salmoniformes, Salmonidae.
AUACUAGCCUUUCGUGUUCACGUGAAUGUUGUGUGCAAACAAGAAAAUAGGAUAGCAAGUCAGCUAUACAGCCCAAUCUGUGUUGUAGAAACUUUUCUCUUCUGCCUGGCUUGCUUACUUCAAAAGUUAGCUGGCUAACGUUAGGUAGCUGGCUAGCUAGGCUAAUAGCCCCGCUACAUUGCUUUGCCAGUCAAGUUAUUGUUACCAGCUACGUCUUAUGACCUCUGUUCAGAAUGAGUAAUUACAGGUAAAAAAAAAACGUUAUUCAGAUUCAGGUAGAAGAUAUUGCUGCUAAUACUACCUCACCGCAUAAAUCUGAUCAAAUGUGUAACGUUAGUAGACAUCGUCACCCGAUUAAAAAGUUAGCUAGCUAGCUGACAAAAAUAAGACUAUCAGCUGAAGGAAAUAUUCAGGCUGAAGUCAACACGCUGAAUUGAACUGUAAAAAUGGAUAUCGGAACAAACCGCACUGACUUCUACAUUGGCCUCUCUCUUGCCAUGAGCUCGAGCAUCUUCAUUGGAGGAAGCUUCAUCCUUAAGAAGAAAGGUCUUUUGCGAUUGUCCAGCAAAGGGUUUAUGCGAGCAGGUCAGGGGGGAUAUGCUUACCUCAAGGAAUGGCUAUGGUGGGCAGGACUAAUAUCAAUGGGAGCUGGGGAAGCAGCUAACUUUGCCGCUUACGCUUUUGCCCCUGCCACAUUGGUAACACCACUGGGAGCAAUGAGCGUUCUUGUGAGUGCUGUGCUGUCCUCAUACUUCCUGAAUGAGCGGUUGAAUGUUCACGGGAAGAUGGGCUGCUUGCUGUGCAUCCUGGGUUCCACUGUCAUGGUCAUCCACGCCCCUCAGGAGGAUGAGGUGGCCUCCCUUACUGCCAUGGCUGAGAAACUCCAAGACCCAGGAUUCAUAGUGUUCGCCGUGUCUGUCGUGGCGAGCAGCUUGAUCCUCAUCUUCCUGGUCGCCCCGCGCUACGGCCAGAAAAACGUGCUGGUUUACAUCCUGAUCUGCUCCGUGAUUGGCUCCCUGUCGGUGUCCUGCGUCAAGGGCCUGGGCAUCGGCAUUAAGGAGCUGUUCGCUGGCACUGCUGUCCUAAAGGAACCCCUGUUCUGGUGUCUACUCAUUUGCCUGGUGAUCUGCGUCAGCAUCCAGAUCAGCUAUCUCAAUAAAGCCUUGGACAUUUAUAACACGUCCAUCGUCACGCCCAUCUAUUACGUGUUCUUCACCACCUCUGUAAUGGCAUGUUCAGCUAUCCUCUUCAAGGAGUGGCUGAGCAUGAGCACGGACGGAGCUGUGGGGACAGUCAGUGGGUUCCUCACAAUUAUCUUGGGUAUCUUCCUCCUUCAUGCAUUUAAAGAUCUCACAUUCAGUUGGGACUCGCUGCCACUGUACCUGAGGAAGGGACCUCAUGGAUCCCCUUGGGGCCAGCAGGCAUACGUGGCCCUGCCUAGCCAGGAGAGCCAGGCAGAGGGGCCAGGGGAGGGGAAGCUGGCCAGAGAGGGGAACUCAAAGGGCAACUACUCGCCAGAGGGCUCAAUGAGGAGGAACAAUAGCUUUGUCACCACUUAGCACUUGGGAUCAAUUCAGUUCUUAAUUCAGUAUGAUUGAAGCUCAAUUCAUGACUCUGAAAACAAUAGGCAAUUUUGAAUUCCUUAAUUGAAUUUCAGCUAAUUUCCUGAAUCGAAAACUGAAUUGACUCCAACCCAAUUUAGCACGAAGGCCAAAUGUUUAGAGAUCAAUUUCCCAUUGCCAGUUUUACAUUUCUGUUCAUUUGAUAUUUAACCACCUGCGUAGACAAGUGGAAAAUAUGUUUACUAAAUAUAGUCUUACAAUGCAAUAGCCACUGGAAGGAUUGUUUGCCUAAUUAUCAUGCACUGCAAUCCAGUGAGCACAUUGCAUUUCUAUACCGACAAAUGUACAGUAUGUCUAGAGAUUAGCAAAGUUCAACAGAAUUGUAUUUUACUUCAUGGUACGCCUAAACCAUUCAACUGGUUGAAAGUAUUAGUCCUACAGGUUUCCCCUUAAUCCGAAUGGUUUCUACUAUAUAAAAUAAACUGGUGUACAUACACUUAAUAUUUAAUCAUGGACAGUGAUAAUUGAAUGUAUUGAUUUUAGUUCAGAUCCACUAGUUUUGAUAUGAACCGACUAGUGCCUUCUGUUUUUUACUGACUGAACUGUAACUUAGGCCUGUCUUAUUCCUUUGUUUUAAUGUUUCUUUAAAAAUGCAAGACCUACUGUGAGUCAAGGCAAUACAGCUUUUACCUUGUGUACUUGCUUCAAUCAUCUCUUUCAAAGUUAGUGAUUGUUCAAUAUUCACAAUCUGAGUGUGAAGUUACUGUAAUACCUCAAUUGAAUUUAUUGAUCAUGUAUAUGAACAUCAGUAUUAACUGAGGCACUUUUCUUGAAAUAGCCUCUCUUGAAACACAUUCCUACUACUGCAUGUGUCGAACUUAAUGUAUUUCUUAAUCAUUGAUUUAUAACAUACUGCUCAUUCUUUUAGUAUGUCAAUAAACAAUUACCUUUUUAUACA